AUGGAGCUGCCCCCGCAGUGCCAUAUCGACUUUCCGGACAAGAACAACCUGAUGCACUUUAACAUCACCAUCUCUCCUGACGAGGGUUUUUGGAAAGGAGCUAGCUACACCUUCGUCUUCAACGUGGCUGCAUUGUAUCCCCAUGAGGCACCUAAGGUGAAAUGUGAGACAAAGAUAUACCAUCCCAAUAUUGACAUGCAGGGGAAUGUUUGCCUCAAUAUUUUGAGAGAAGAUUGGAAGCCUGUGCUGUCCAUCUCCUUGGUGGUCUACGGGCUGCUGUAUCUUUUCUUAGAGCCUAACCCUGGUGAUCCGCUGAACCAUGAGGCUGCUGAGGUUCUGCGGAACAACAGAGGUGAGUUUGGUCGUAUCGUGGCCAGGACCCUGAGGGGUGGUGCAGUCGCAGGCCACGCUUUCCCCAAGCAUCUUGCCAGCAUGCGGAAGCAGCUAGUUGCAAAUCUCCAGUGCGUGAUCAGGUGUCUCGCAAAUGCCACACUUGCAUGGUGUCAGAGCCUGCUGUCGCCAGCAGGACUGGCUCAUUGUUUAUCUUUGGCCUGCUUUCUCGUGCAAGUGAUUCUUAUCAACGUAUUCCUUGUUCAAUACCUCAGUCCAACAGUCCUCUUAACGCUGACCGUGGAUGUGCCCUUGUUGCUGCAUCUUGCCUGGUUCUGGAGAGUGGAGUGUGCAUAUCGUGCAGCCCCAACGCAGUGGUUUUGCUACAGCUGGGUGCAUGCUGCAAAGGUAGUCGUGCUUUUUUGCCGCGUGAUGCCACGGCUGGCCAGUGCCACUCCAUCUGUUUCGGAGGAGUUUCUACGAGGCAGUGACUUCAGCAUCAAUGCUUCAUAUUUUCAGGAUUUGUUCAGUCCGACGAUGCUUGCAAACCUCUUGCUCAUCACCCCGGUGUUCUAUGCAUUGCUCAUGUUUCGUGCAAGUAAGGCGAUUUUUGGAUCGUUGUCAAAGCGCGUGACUGUGGAUCUCAUCAUGCAAUAUGACAUGUUGUGGCAUGUGGUUAUCGAUAUGGUUGACCAGGUGGAUAUGUUUUACUAUGCACGCUUGGCCGAAUGGGUUGGUGGCUGA
Molecule: messenger RNA, 1074 nt
Organism: Durusdinium trenchii
Lineage: Eukaryota; Dinophyceae; Suessiales; Symbiodiniaceae
Source: the annotation of a GenBank genome assembly